AUGGAUCUAUCCUCUGAGAUACUUGCGAAAAAGCGAGAGGAUCAAUGUAACACGAACUGCUACAUCGACAUAAAAUUGCUCAAAGAACCAGUUCGUGUAAAGAUCCAACGUGGCGUACGGCAAGGCGAGGUUAUCUCUCCAAAACUAUUCUCUGCGGCUUUAGAACUUGUAAUGCGGCAAAUCGAGCUGCUUUGUGGCAUUGGAGAUAGACGGCGAAAGACUUCAAUACGUUUGAUGUUUGCAGACGACAUAGUCUUGAUUGGAAGCGAACCGAGUGCACUCGAAAGCUCCCUGAAUAUUUUGAGCGAAGCCUCCCAAUCCAUUGGACUUGUAAUACAUCCAGGAAAAACCAAAUGGAUGAAAAACAACUACGACAGUGGACUAUCGUUUAUGCAUGAAAGGAUCAGUCAUUGA
This is a messenger RNA of Cooperia oncophora, 414 nucleotides long. The record is from the annotation of a GenBank genome assembly. Lineage: Eukaryota; Metazoa; Nematoda; Chromadorea; Rhabditida; Trichostrongylidae.